UGCGCAUGCGUCUAUAGGAAAAGGCGUGCAGCGUGUAUCGCUGCCUAACUUGCAUUCCGAUGGAUCUCUUAAUCAUCAAACAGUCAGAAAUGAUGUGAAAUCGUGGGGUAAUUUUUUUUUCUUUCUUUCUUGUAAGCUUGUAACUGGCGAAGUACUAGUCAGGACUGUUUCAAAAUAAGACCAGCCGAGCCAUACUGGACACGUCCUACUACUGAGGAGGUCUGAGGACAAAAAACAUUAACACGACCACUCUUUCUUCAAAUGGUAACAUUGGCAUCGCUGAGUCCUGGUAUGGGAAGGAACUAGCUAGCUGUUGGUAGCUAGUCAUAAAUCAUUGGGUGGAAGCCGCUGUAAAAAAAGAAAGAAAAAAGAAAACAAGAAAAAAGAAGAGACGCAGUCCUGAGGUGGAAAUGACCAAACGAAAAGGGUAACGCCAUGUGCUGUUCGGAGAUGAGAGCGCGUAGGAGCAUGUGAAGAUGUCCCUCAAGACAGCAAAAAGAGUAACUGAAAGUUCCAGUGAAGGAAGACAAAAGGGUACCAGGAUUAUUUACUUUUUGUAUGUGCUGACGUUAAAAGCAUGGUCCAUCAGACUGAUAACGGUGCUGCUCUUCUUCGUCUCCUUCUACUUCUCCCACGUGUUUCUCCAGAGUUACACAGGCACCGGCAAGCCCCCCGCCCCCAGCAAGACGGCGUGCGACGGCUGGAUGAUGUCGAAGAAGUGGGAGGCCCUCGGCUUUAAUGUGAGCAGAAACACGCAGCUGUUCCUGAGGCUGGGGGAUUUCUUCUGGAAAGACUGCUCCUCGUCGCUGCCGUUACCGUACGGCAUAAAGGGCAGCGAGGCGUACCUCCUGAAGGUUCUGGCCAGCGCGGCGAGCUACAGAAUGCCAGACAGCGUCAAGAGCUCGCUGUGCAGAACCUGCGUGGUCAUCGGAAACGGGUUCAGCAUCAAGAACAGCUCGCUAGGGGGCGCUAUAAACAAGUACGACGUGGUGAUCAGGCUGAACGACGCUCCCGUACGGGGCUACGAGGACGACGUCGGCAACAAGACCACCAUGCGCUUCUUCUACCCGGAGUCGGCCUCCUCCAACCCCGGCGUCCACAACGACCCGGACACCCUCAUGGUGCUGGUGCCCUUCAAACAGCAGGACCUGCGCUGGAUCAAGGAGAUCCUCAAUGACGAGAAGAGGGAGAGGAAGGGGUUCUGGAAGCCCCCUCCUCAGUUCUGGCUGGGGAACCCCAAGCAGCUCCGCAUCCUGGACCCCUUCUUCCUGCACCAGACCGCCAGCCGGCUGCUCAACAUCCCCCUCAAGCCAAAGAGCAACCAGAAUCCCGUGCACCCCACCACGGGGAUCUUGGCCAUAUACGUCGCCCUCAACUUCUGCGACAUGGUGCACGUAGCCGGAUUCGGGUACCCCGGGUCGAGGAACCCCAAGCAGCCCAUUCACUACUACGGGCAGGACACAAUGAAAUCCAUGAAGGAUUCCUACCAUGACCUCAGACAUGAAGCAGACGCUAUAAAGAGGCUGGAGGACUCGGGUGCCAUCCUGUUGCUGAAUCACCCGUCCUGACUGACGGACUGCUUCCGCUCUCACACACACACAUGCGC
Messenger RNA from Anguilla anguilla (European eel), 1606 nucleotides. Its product is annotated as CMP-N-acetylneuraminate-beta-galactosamide-alpha-2,3-sialyltransferase 4-like. The transcript has 13 exons. NCBI's taxonomy places the organism in Eukaryota, Metazoa, Chordata, Actinopteri, Anguilliformes, Anguillidae. Gene Ontology annotation, biological process: glycolipid biosynthetic process. The record is from RefSeq and is a predicted model, not a curated record. Bases 477 to 1568 code for a protein of 363 amino acids. Gene Ontology annotation, molecular function: sialyltransferase activity.